UUUUGUUCGACGUUUGCUAUUAUUCUGAAAGGUAAUCUUGGAAGUCGACGAUAAUCACUGUAAUUAUUAAUUGUAUUUUGAUGUUGUUAUUUUAAAGUCCGAUUAAAAGAUAUUUAAGUUAGAGGAUGUAUGAUGGUAAUCAGACAAAGACAAAUUAUCGGUUAAUUUGUUGCGGCUGAGAGAGAGAGUGCGGAUUUCAGGUUCGUGGAAGUGGGAAGCGUUUAUAACAGCGACGUCGCGGCUCCGAGGUUGUAGAAGCGCGCGGUGUUUCGCGGUGGUUAGAGUUGCUAGUUUCGAAAAAGUUUGGAACAAAUUUGUUCUUGUUGUUGUUGUUGUUGCUGAAAUGGACGUGGAGGAAUUUCGUGAGCGCGGCAAGGAGAUGGUGGAUUACAUAUGCCAGUACAUGCAGGAGAUGGGAGAGAGAAGGGUGACGCCGGCCGUCGAACCUGGAUAUCUUAGGAAGCUUCUACCAGCUGAAGCACCCGUCAAGGGAGAACCGUGGGAAGACAUCAUGUCCGACGUGGACGGAAAGAUAAUGCCAGGCGUUACGCAUUGGCAGCAUCCCAGGUUCCACGCUUAUUUUCCAUCGGGAAACUCGUAUCCUUCCAUCCUUGGAGACAUGCUUUCCGAUGCGAUCGGCUGCAUCGGUUUCUCAUGGGCUGCGAGUCCUGCGUGCACCGAAUUAGAAACGAUCGUCAUGGAUUGGCUUGGAAAGGCUAUCGGUCUGCCGGAAGACUUCAUAACUUCAACUCCGAAGAGCACCGGCGGUGGUGUCAUCCAGUCUUCGGCGAGCGAAUGCGUGCUGGUCAGCAUGCUGGCUGCGAGGAAUCAGGCGAUCAAUCACCUGAAAAAGUCCAGUCCGGACGUGGACGACAGCGCUUUUCUUCCUAGACUCGUAGCGUACUGCUCGCAGGAAUCGCACUCUUGCGUGGAGAAGGCAGCUAUGAUCCUUUUGGUGAAGUUGAGGAUUUUAGACCCGGAUGAGAACUGUAGCUUGAGGGGAGAAACUCUGAGGAAAGCUAUGGAAGAGGACGAAGCUGCAGGGUUGGUUCCCUUCUUCGUUUCAACGACCCUCGGUUCCACUGCUUGCUGCUCCUUUGAUAACCUGGUGGAGAUAGGACCUAUAUGCAGGGCGAAACCUUCCACUUGGCUGCACGUUGAUGGCGCCUACGCAGGAAACGCAUUUAUCUGUCCUGAACUUAAACCUCUGAUGGCCGGUAUAGAAUACGCCGACUCCUUCAACACGAACCCGAACAAAUGGUUGUUGGUUAACUUCGAUUGCUCAUGUCUGUGGGUACGCGAUAGACUUCGACUAACUGGAGCUCUUGUGGUCGAUCCACUCUACCUGCAGCACGCAAACAGCGACGAAGCCAUCGACUACAGACAUUGGGGGAUACCUCUUAGCAGACGAUUCCGCUCGCUGAAGCUUUGGUUCGUCAUCAGGAAAUACGGCAUCGAAGGUCUUCAAGCUUACAUCAGGAACCACAUUGCUCUGGCGAAGAAAUUCGAGGAACUGGUCAAAAACGACAAUAGAUUCGAAAUCGUAAACGACGUUCGCUUGGGUCUGGUUUGCUUUCGGCUGAAAGGCUGCGAUUCUCUGAACAGAAACCUUUUGGCGACCAUAAACGCCUCAGGUAAACUGCAUAUGAUCCCAUCGAUGGUCAAAGGAAAGUACAUCAUCAGAUUCUGCGUGGUGACGGAGAAGGCCUGCGAGGCUGACAUCGUCACUGCUUGGAAGGUGAUCAACGAGCACGCCACCGAUAUUCUCGACUCACAGAAACCCGCUACACCAGAAGUCGUCGCCAGACCUCCACUCACCAGGCAAAAGUCCAGGCGGUUCUCUUUCACCAGAAGCGUUUCCAGGGAUAUCUACAAGAGGACCAUGAGCAAAUCGAACUUACACGAUGGCGCCACGCCCAUCCUCAUACCCGACGACGAGACGGAUUCACCCGAAUCCAAUGAUGGAAUCCUCGAGGCCAUCACCAACGAAGAUGACGAUGUUUUCAUCACCAAAGACUUCAACGACUUCAGCAUUAAGGAGGAGCCGAAAUGCCAAAGAGUUUAGGACAUCACCACCUCACCCAAUUCUUGAGGCUAAUACAUUUUUUUUAUACUCUCUACCUAUAAUUGUAUCAUCAACAGUAUUACUUAAGAUUAUAUA
Molecule: messenger RNA, 2161 nt
Organism: Nicrophorus vespilloides
Lineage: Eukaryota; Metazoa; Arthropoda; Insecta; Coleoptera; Silphidae
Product: aromatic-L-amino-acid decarboxylase-like
Exons: 2
Coding region: 344-2065 (573 amino acids)
Biological process (GO): amino acid metabolic process
Molecular function (GO): carboxy-lyase activity; pyridoxal phosphate binding
Source: RefSeq, a predicted model, not a curated record